AUGGCAGGGCCGCCCCGGGGCCGGACCCGCUCGGGGGAAGCCUGGGGGAACUGGGACAGGCCUGGGGGCUGGAUGGGCCCAGGGACAGCUGAGGCCUGGGGGGUGCAGGGCCCAGGCCUGGAGCGGGAGGGGAACAGGCCUGGAGACCUCGCAUCUCCCAUCUCCUCCAGGGCUAACCUGGUGGACCUGCAGAAGAAGCUGGAGGAGCUGGAGCUGGAUGAGCAGCAGAAGAAGCGCCUGGAAGCUUUCCUGACCCAGAAAGCCAAAGUGGGGGAGCUGAAGGACGAUGACUUCGAGAGGAUCUCAGAGCUGGGCGCUGGCAAUGGCGGGGUGGUCACCAAAGUGCAGCACAAACCCUCAGGGCUCAUUAUGGCACGGAAGUUGAUCCAUUUGGAAAUCAAGCCAGCCAUCAGGAACCAGAUCAUCCGGGAGCUGCAGGUGCUGCACGAGUGCAACUCCCCGUACAUCGUGGGCUUCUAUGGAGCCUUCUACAGCGACGGGGAGAUCUCCAUCUGCAUGGAGCACAUGGAUGGGGGCUCUUUGGAUCAAGUGCUGAAAGAAGCCAAAAGAAUUCCUGAGGAAAUCCUGGGCAAAGUCAGCAUAGCAGUUCUGAGGGGCCUGGCCUAUCUGCGGGAGAAGCACCAAAUCAUGCACAGAGAUGUGAAACCCUCCAACAUCCUGGUGAAUUCCCGAGGGGAGAUCAAGCUCUGUGAUUUCGGGGUCAGCGGGCAGCUCAUUGACUCCAUGGCCAACUCCUUUGUGGGAACUCGGUCCUACAUGUCUCCCGAGCGCCUGCAGGGCACGCACUACUCGGUGCAGUCGGACAUCUGGAGCAUGGGGCUGUCGCUGGUGGAGCUGUCGAUCGGAAGGUACCCAAUCCCCCCGCCAGACUCCAAGGAACUGGAAGCAAUUUUUGGCCGUCCUGUGGUGGACGGGGCGGAGGGAGAGUCCCCCAGCAUCUCGCCGCGGGCCAGGCCCCCAGGACGCCCCGUCAGUGGCCACGGGAUGGACACCAGGCCUGCCAUGGCCAUCUUUGAGCUGCUGGAUUACAUCGUUAAUGAGCCUGAUCCCCACAUUCCCACAAGGAAUCUCACAUUGGCUUCACUCUCUUGUUCUUCUCAUUUCAGCUUAAUUAAAAACCCAGCAGAACGAGCAGAUCUGAAGAUGCUGAUGAGCCACACGUUCAUCAAGCGCUCCGAGGUGGAGGAGGUGGAUUUCGCGGGCUGGCUGUGCCGGACGCUGCGGCUCAACCAGCCCAGCACUCCCACCCGAGCUGCCGUGUGAGCCCUGCCGGCCCUGCUGCCUCUGGCACCGCUUCCUCCUCCUUCCCGGGCACAGCUGCCCCUCCCUCCUCCCUCCCAGCGCCAAAGCUCCGGCCCCACAGCGGCUCCACCCCCCAAAGCGGCUCCAUCCCCCCGGGGGGAGCCCCCAGGGUUGGGGUGUGCCGGGUUCCAGGUCUCUGCUCCAGCUCUGGAGCUCCUGACACUUGGGAAUUGUGGUGCUGCUUAUGUUGAUUGAUUUUUUUUUUUUUUCUUUAUUACUUUGGGUUUGUUUUGGUUUGGUUUGGAAAUGUGUUUUCACUCGGGUUAUUACAAGAGAAGGUGAUGGAGGGUGUGAGGUGGUGCUGGGCUGGUGGUGCUUCACCUCCUCCCUGGUUUUCUCUCUGGGAUGGAGAAUCAGUGGGAUUAGGAAUGGGGAAAGCCUGCCUAGGGUGGCCCAGAGCAGUGGCACUGUCCUGCCUGGGGCCAGGGCUGGGCUCUGGGCUGGCCCUGGGGGCAGAGCAGAGAUCGCUGUUUGCCUCGUUUGCUUUUUAAAGGGUUCUUUUAAAGCCUGGCCUUGUCCUUCACUGGAUGUUGAGGGGAUGGGGAUGGGG
Molecule: messenger RNA, 1873 nt
Organism: Ficedula albicollis (Collared flycatcher)
Lineage: Eukaryota; Metazoa; Chordata; Aves; Passeriformes; Muscicapidae
Gene: MAP2K2
Product: mitogen-activated protein kinase kinase 2
Exons: 12
Coding region: 1-1284 (427 amino acids)
Biological process (GO): protein phosphorylation
Molecular function (GO): ATP binding; protein kinase activity
Source: RefSeq, a predicted model, not a curated record